Molecule: messenger RNA, 850 nt
Organism: Raphanus sativus (radish)
Lineage: Eukaryota; Viridiplantae; Streptophyta; Magnoliopsida; Brassicales; Brassicaceae
Exons: 2
Coding region: 264-692 (142 amino acids)
Source: RefSeq, a predicted model, not a curated record
UUAAAACACUAGAAACAAACACAAAAAAUGUCUUAACUGGUAUGUCAUUCCCAAUUGAGGAUUAAACUAAGGUCCAAAUAAAAACAUAAAUCAUCUACCAGAAAAAAAAAAAAAAAGUGGAGUUCACAUGAGAAGUGACGAAAACAGAUCCAACUCCAAGGGCUAGGAUUCGUUCAGGGGAGGUUGAGGGUAUUACCAACAUUUAUUGCAACCAGCAAUGAUCUCGCUAUCUAUAGAUCAUAGAUAUACGGUGAGAGAGUGUGAUGAAGAUAAGGUAUUGGCAGAAGUCUAGAGGAUACGAGAGGCUUGAUGGAUCGGCGAAGAAGUCCAAAUCGGGUGGGAGAAAUGUAAAGCGAGUCAAGUUUGAUCCUACACGGAAAAGACGGUUUUGGAGGAUCAAGAUAGUGCCGAAGCUGAGGGUCUUCAUCAAAAAGGCAUCGCCUAAGAAGCUUUUAACGUGGCUUCGAGAUGCUUACGUCAGUAUGAUGCUGAGCUUCGCCAAUUCUCGGGUCAUUGAGUCGUCUUACGGGUUCGGUGAAUAUGGGUACGGUUCGGGGUUAGCGUCGAGGGAGUAUGAUGAGAAGAAGCUGGUGGAGAUUUACAAAUCCAUGUUGAUGGCGCAGGGGACUCUCCUACACUGCGACGUACCUAAGCUUUCGGCUGAUUCUAUAAAACUUUCACCUCUUAUGUAGUAAUUACAUCGAUUCAGCUGCAUCAAAAAAAAUAUAAAUAUGUGAUUGUCGAUGUUGAAAUUGUGAUUGUAAUCUGUGUUAAAGUUACAGUUCUGAAUCUAUCAUAUAUUAAUCAAAUAAUAGUGGAUCCAACCUUUUGUAAAAUGGCUUGCAUUUUA